CCUCGUCGCUGUACCAGAAGCAACGAGCAGAGCGUCGAUACCUCCUCACCACGUCACCAGCCGUGCUGACUGUCCUCCAUGUAGGACAUCUACUACGUCUGCAGCAGGUGAAGAUCAUCCUGCUGGCACAACAACUGUCAACGCCGUUAUUAAUGCUGAAGGCGGAACGGUCGCUGCGGACGCGUGCGUGGCAGAACCGCCAGAGAGACCAACCGAGAC
Molecule: messenger RNA, 219 nt
Organism: Amoebophrya sp. A25
Lineage: Eukaryota; Dinophyceae; Syndiniales; Amoebophryaceae
Source: the annotation of a GenBank genome assembly